AUGCAGCUCGCAGCGUUUGUGGACCGCGUGGGUGCAGCCAUCGGCGCACGUGACGGGUCUGCGCUCGCCCAGAUGAUGAAUCUGACAAGUGGAUGUACAUCUGUCGACAUGCAGUCGCUAUCGGUUCAGUCAGUGGCUCAGACGUGCCAGGAUAAACUGGCUCGCUUUGACACGUACGCUGAGGUGGUAGCAGGUAUCAUGCAGGCGCGCAAGCACGUGGACGCUCAGAGAUAUGCCGAAGCUUAUGAUGCUCAGAUCGGGGCUGUGAUGAAGUUUAUGGAAAUUUUUCGGGAGGAGACGAAUUGGGUCAUCCCUUUUGUGCACGUGCUAUUUGUAGACACGCGGCUAUUGGCUGCGCGGGCGGAUUUCCAGGCUUCGGAAAAGGCUGGAAGCGACGUGCAUGACAGUCUGCGCAGUGCAGAGCAGCAUUUGAAGAAAGGGUUUGCGAUGACAGCAAACGACCGAGCUCCGCCCGAGCACAAUAAGAAGAUGGGCGCUCUUUUCAUUGUGAACCAGCUCUUUAAGAUCUACUUCAAGCUCAAUAUGAUCCACCUGUGCCGCAACCUCAUUCGCGCCGUCGAAGGACCGGCGUUCCCGCCAUUUGAGCUUUUCAACAAGAGCGACAAGGUCACGUACCAAUAUUACGUCGGUCGUAUCUCCAUGUUUGAAGACCAAUACAAGAAAGCGGAGACGUGUCUCGACUAUGCGUGGAAACACUGCCAUCGCAACAAGACGCGCAACAAGCGCAUGAUUCUGCAGUUUCUCGUGCCGGUGAAGUUGCUGCUGGGUGUGAUGCCCUCACCAAAGCUUCUGUCGGAUUUCUCACUGGGAGAGUACACGGGUCUAACGAACGCCAUCCGUGGCGGCAACCUGCACCUUUUCACAAACUAUGUGAACCAGUAUCAAGACAAGUUUAUCCACCAGGGCGUGUAUCUAUUGAUCGAGAAACUCCGCCUCUUGGUUUUGCGAAACCUGUUCAAGAAAGUUUACCUGAUCCAGGAAAGCCACCAACUGCAGAUGCAAGACUUCCAGCUGGCGCUGCAUGUAGCCACGGGGCACUCGAUGGACAUGGAUGAGAUCGAAUGUGUGCUGACGAACCUCAUCUUCAAAGGCUACAUCAAGGGAUAUAUGUCGCACACGAAGAAGAUCCUCGUCGUCAGCAAGACGCAGCCGUUUCCUCCGAUUGUAAGCGUGGCGAGUUAG
Molecule: messenger RNA, 1203 nt
Organism: Peronospora matthiolae
Lineage: Eukaryota; Oomycota; Peronosporomycetes; Peronosporales; Peronosporaceae
Source: the annotation of a GenBank genome assembly